This is a messenger RNA of Emiliania huxleyi CCMP1516, 678 nucleotides long. RefSeq lists its product as hypothetical. Gene Ontology annotation, cellular component: nuclear pore; nuclear pore inner ring. Gene Ontology annotation, molecular function: structural constituent of nuclear pore. The transcript has 4 exons. Lineage: Eukaryota; Haptophyta; Isochrysidales; Noelaerhabdaceae. The annotation marks the transcript as partial. The record is from RefSeq and is a predicted model, not a curated record. Gene Ontology annotation, biological process: protein import into nucleus; protein localization to nuclear inner membrane; transcription-dependent tethering of RNA polymerase II gene DNA at nuclear periphery.
AUGGAGGCGCCGGGUGGCUUCGCGCCGAUGCCCGCUGCGCUCAAGCAAGCUGCGACCGAGCAGCUCGAGUAUCACAUGUUCGUCGGCCUCUUCCCCGAGAUCCACCGCGCGUGGCUCACCAUCGACCACAUGCUCUUCCUCUGGGACUACAACCACCCGUCGGGAAGCUUUUACCAGUACGACGGGCUCGAGCAGACGAUCAUCAACGCGGCGCUGGUGCCCUGCAAGCCAGGCGUCUUUGCGGCCGAGGCGACGCCGCGCCACCUCCUCCUCCUCUCGACGCCCUCAGAGGUGGUGGUGCUCGCCGUCUACCCGACCGGACCCGCAGGCAGCAGAGACGGAGGGGCGAGGGAGGGGCGAGGGGAGGGAGGGGUCCGGUCACCCCGCGGCGGGACGGCCGUAGGCGCGGAGGACUCGACGAUCGACAUCCACGAGACCGGCUUCGCCGUCCCGUCCGACGGCGACUCGGCUGGCUUGGCUGGGCUUGCUGGCGCGAGACAGUUCCGCGUCAACUUCGUGGCGAUGGCGCACACGCCGUGCGGCCGCGUCUUCAUGGCGGGCGCCGACGGCUUCCUCCACGAGCUGCAGUACGGCUUCUCCGAGCGCUGGCUCGGCGGGUCGCACCGGAUGUGCCAAAAGAAGAACGUGUCGCGCAAGCGGGACCGCGCGUACAACUUC